AUGCGCGAUCACAUUGUUCCAAUGAGCUCGGAAUUCCAGGAUCUCGCGCCUAAUGCCCAACCUUCUCCAGCCAACGAAGCUACGACCAAAGUGUCCGAAGGGUUAUCGGGCCCCUCACACAUCCGCAGCUGUCUAUUUUGUCGAUCUCGCAAAGUAAAAUGCGAUCGUCAGAAGCCAUGUGCCAACUGUCUACGUACAGGGGCAGAAUGUAUCUACCCAUCAGGCCCAGGUCGAGCUCCAAAGCGACCACGUCGACCCUUUGACAAGCGUGUGCUCGACAGGUUGGCAGAUCUCGAGGCGCUGGUGAGACGCCUGGACACUACAGAGGCAGGCAGCCAGCUAGCAAGCGGCUCACCACAGGAAUCCCCUGCCCAUUCGGCAACAGAAUCGGAAGAUCAGUCGAGUCAGAUAGAACAGCAGUUCGGUCGGCUUGUGAUCGAUAACACACGAAGUUGCUACGUGAGCAACAUUUUAUGGGCAAAUUUAGGCGAUGAGAUCGAAGAGCUGCGCGAUUUACUAUACGAGCCAGCGUCAGAGGACGAAGACUUCGAUGCGGCCGCGGCCUCGUCUGCCGACACCACAACCUCGCUCGGCUGUAAUGCAGCGAUAAUGGGAUUUCAAGCGCUUGCACAGUCCUUGCGGGCGUAUCAUCCACCGCUAUCCCAAUCAGUGGCACUUUUUGAGAUAUUCAAACACAGUGUUGCUCCACUAGUGCACAUUUUCCACAUGCCAACUCUGGUCGCAUCUUACUGGGAUGCCGUGGCAUCGCCCGAAUAUUUAAACCGCAAUACCGAGGCAUUGCUAUUCGCUAUGUAUUACUCAGCCGUGAUUAGUAUGGAGUCACAACAAUGCGAAGAGGUUCUAGGCUUCUCGCGAGCCGCAGCAGUCAAACAUUACCAAUUCGCAGUGGAACAGGCUAUGGCUCGCGCCAAUCUCCUCAACACUCAAAGUGUGGUUCUAAUCCAAGCGGUAGUUCUCUUUUUAUCAGCAUUACGCAAUGAGGAUGCCUCUCGAACCGCCUGGUCUAUGACCGCACUUAUCUUCCACAUCGCGCGAGCUAUGGGCCUACACAGAGAUGGAGCCUCGUUUGGCCUUCGGCCCCUAGAGACCGAAAUACGGCGACGUCUUUGGUGGCAUAUAUGCUUACUAGAUAUCCGAUCUUCUGAAUACCAUGGCUGUGAGCCUAUCGUGCACGAGUCUAUGUUCGAUACCCGGAUGCCAUUGAAUAUCAACGACAGCGAUCUAGCGCCUGAUAUGACUGUACCUCCUACCGAGCGGGAAGAAUCCACGGAGAUGACCUUUUGCCUUAUUCGAUGUGAGGUUAUGCGUAUUGUGUGGAAAACCGGUUAUGUGCCGCCCGCUAUGCGACGACCUGGUCAACCAGCAGAGGGACUGACCCUUGCUGAGCGUGCUUCUUUAGCAAAAGAUCUCCAGCAACGGCUCGAGGAACGCUAUCUCAAGUACUGCGAUACUUCGAGUCCUUUUUUCCAGGCUUGUGCGGCUGUCGCGCGCCUGACUAUUGCGCGAACUUGGCUGGUGGUCUACUAUCCACUUCGACAGAAGGAUGAUGGGUCAAAUUUGCCUAGUCCAAUUAGAGACCAACUGUUCACUAUCUCACUUAAGGUUCUCGAGCUGUCAUGCGAGUUGCUCACUAGUCCUGCCCUUUCGCAGUGGACAUGGCACUCUAAGACCCACGUUCAAUGGCAUGCAGUUGCCUUUGUACUAUCUGAAAUAUGCUCACGUCCCCCGUCGCAGGAUUGUGAUCGGGGUUGGGAGUAUACCCGAACCGUAUACAAUCGGUGGAAGAUGAAAGAUAACAAAGGCAAUCUCUGGCGUCCCAUCAAUCGGCUAAUGGCCAAGGCACAAUACGUACGCGAGAUCCAAAAGAAAGAAAAUAAAUCACCUCCAACGCCCCUCUGGCGAGUAGCAGGGACAACCACGGCAUUUCCUAGCCAUUCUUCUCCACAGCCCUGCACGAGUAAUAGUUCGGGCGCGAAGGCUACUGUGAGUCCUGGGAGUGUCAGUGACACCACUGCAGGCCUCAUUGAUCGAAAUUGGGCUCUAUCGGAGGAGUCGCUUGAACCGUUUCUGGAGAAUUUGAACACAUUCGAUUGGCCUGACCCGGGUCUAGAAUAUGCAAACUAUUUAGGCACCGACUACACCAUGCCGAGUUUUGAUGGGAGCCCUAUGGAUAUGGCGCUUGGAAUUAUGCCAUGA
Penicillium subrubescens is the source of this 2217-nucleotide messenger RNA. RefSeq names its product Zn(II)2Cys6 transcription factor. Bases 1 to 2217 code for a protein of 738 amino acids. The transcript is spliced from 2 exons. The record is from RefSeq and is a predicted model, not a curated record. Gene Ontology annotation, molecular function: zinc ion binding; DNA binding; DNA-binding transcription factor activity, RNA polymerase II-specific. Gene Ontology annotation, biological process: DNA-templated transcription; regulation of DNA-templated transcription. NCBI's taxonomy places the organism in Eukaryota, Fungi, Ascomycota, Eurotiomycetes, Eurotiales, Aspergillaceae.